This is a messenger RNA of Moneuplotes crassus, 2744 nucleotides long. NCBI's taxonomy places the organism in Eukaryota, Ciliophora, Spirotrichea, Euplotida, Euplotidae. The record is from the annotation of a GenBank genome assembly.
UUCAAAAUUAAUAAAGAUUUUCCAAAUUAAAGAAAAAUGGGACUGAUUAAGGAUACUGCCUCAUUUGUGAAGGAAAACUGGAAGGUUUUACUUCUGUUUGGGACGCUGCUAGUGGCAUUUUUUGGAAUUGUUUAUCUGGUAAUGGCACUUAUGGCUUUUGUGAUUACAUGGUAUGGGUCAUUUUUGGUAAUGUUUGUGAUCUUCUUCUUCGUUAGCAGAAAAAUAGCAAAGGUUAUGGUAUUCCCAGGCCACUGUAGCUUCUUUAAAAGAAGCGUAGAGUUUGCACAAUGUAAAAAGAUGUGCUCUCAAGUUAUUGGACAAGUUCUUGAACAGAGAUAUUCCCUGGAUGUGAUGACUUAUACACUAAUCGACUUUGAGAGGAUCACCGAUCUAAUAGAUGUGAACUAUAAUACUUGAGAAAUGAUCAAGUCUAUUGAAUAUACUCUAUCACGACAAAGAGAGUUAGGGACAAUCACUGAUGACCAGGAAAGCCUUCAAGAAAAGAUAGAGAUAUUAAAAGGAUCCUUCAAAAGCAUUAAUGUUUUUAUCGGUGAUCAAAGAAUGAAUUUAUGGGAUCUCGGAGAAUAUUAUGAUUCAAGAGAUGAGAAAUUUCUAAAUAAACAAUUCAAAUUUGAAAGUAUUGAUAUUGUCAAAAGAUGUGUUAGAACCUGAACUGAUUUUUGCGGUUCAUUUCAAGAGUUAGUACCGUUUAGUGAUGAUGGAGAUCCAGCUCCUGUUCCCUAUAUUGGCAAAGGAAGAGCAUUUCUGUCGAAUACCACCUUUGGAUGAAUCGAUCAAUUGAGGGUAGAAAUGGAAAAUAUGUUAUAAAAGGGGUUAAUAUCACCCUGGAUUCUGAGGAUGGCAAGAAGAUAGAUUGUAUGUUCAUUCCAGGUAUCUCCCAGAAUCCUGAACACGAAGGGAAUGAGGAGUACUCCCUUCCCACAAUGAUUUACUGUAACCCGAACGCAAUGCUUUAUGAAUAUCUACAAUAUGAUGAUGAAUGGGUUGACUUUUACAGAAACUUAGGCAUCAACCUCUUUGUAUGGAACUAUAGAGGCUUCGGAAGAUCAACAGGAUCUCCUACACCAGCCAAGAUGUAUGAAGACGCUGAGAUGAUUGUAGAAUAUCUCAGAAACGAAAGAGGCAUUAACCAAAAAAUUGGAGCACAUGGGCAAUCUUUAGGAGGACCUGUAGCAGCAUACUUAGGCAGAAACUGCAACAUAGAUUUUCUAUUUGUAGACAGAAGUUUUAGUGAAAUAGAUGUGGUAGUAGAAACUUCCUAUGGCAAAUUCUUAAAGCAUUGACUUAACCUCUUAUCAUUGUAUUCUUGGAAAUUUGAAGCUUCUAAAAACUUCAUUUAUUCAAAUACUUAUAAAGUUAUUUCUUGAGAUCCUCAGGAUGAAGUUAUCCCAGACAGAGCAUCUCUUAAGAAUGGAGUUUCAAGAGAAAUAAUUUAUGCAGAAGCAACAAGAAAGGAGAACAAGAUUUCUAUUGGUCCUAAGAAGAGAAGACAAGCCAAAGGAGUAGACAUGAAUGACUAUAGCCAUAUCAUUAACAAAGAAGAAGCUAAAGGAUUUUUCGAUUCGAUAAAAUACCUUUACAAAAUUAUCCUCAGAUUCGCAUCUUCAGAUACAAAGAAAAGGAGGAAGCUUGAGCAAAAAGAAGUUUCAGAGGAGAACAAAGAUAAUCACUUUGUUCCAUCAGGGUAUGAAUCAAAUACAAAAUUACAUGAACUAAGUCCUGACUCUGAUCACUCAGCAGCUAAUAUAAAUUACAGAUCAUCUGUCUUAACUACAGACCGCUCUUUAGCAGAGAACGACCCUCUUGAUGACAAGGAAGAAUAUAAUGAGACCUUUAAUGAAAGUGGAGUCCUGAAUAUUACUGAUACCUUCGAAAUAGACCCAAAUGAGAGAUCUAAUGAAGACAAACAGCUUGAAAGAGAGAUCAGGAAGGAAAGAAAGAAGCAAAUCAAAAGAGAACAAUUCUCAGCUUUUGAUGAUAGAAGAGAUCCUACUGACUAUGAUGUACUAAAUAGAUUUCUACUUUGAGUUCAUAAAUAUCUUGAUAAACUAGAUAGUGCAGGAAGAACCUUCAGACAAAUUUUUGGAUUAGAGGAAAAAUAUCAAUUCGAAGCUUUUAGGUAUUUCAUAAUUAAUCUAGAAGUCUAUGGCAGCUUUGUACCACUCAGUGAUCGGCUACAUGAUCCUCAGGUUACCAGAAUCUCAUCAUACCUUAAGAUAUCCAAGGUGAGGAAAGGACUUGAAGCCCUGGUAAAUGAAUUUGAAGAGACUGAUGGAAAAGUUUUCAAAGAUGUGUGGCUGAAAACCAGAAUGAUAAACUAUAAUUUCAACAAGAUAGAAGCAUUUCUAGCCAGAAAGCAUAGUCAGUCAUCCCAUAAAAAGGUUGACGAUAAGAAAUCCUUCUUUAUCGAUUAUGAUAUCGAACAUCAUCCUCCUGAAGAAGAGAAGAAGGAAUCUCCAUAUGAUUUUGAAAGCACAUUUGGAGAUGGAACUAAAAACAGUACUCCAAGAUCAGGCCUCUCUGUCGUUGAUGAUGACGAGGAUGAAUAUCAUUACGUCAAGACACUAUUCAAAGAUUUCACUGAACCAGAUGUAAUGAGAUCAGGAUACUUAAUCCCUCUCACAACCAAACACGGAGGGAUGUUCUCAAAGAAAGAAUCAAGCCUCCUUGAAACCCAUCUUAGGCAAUCUGGGUUUAUAUAAUCAACAAUUUGAAAUAUUAAA